Hibiscus syriacus is the source of this 507-nucleotide messenger RNA. Its product is annotated as histone H3.2-like. Lineage: Eukaryota; Viridiplantae; Streptophyta; Magnoliopsida; Malvales; Malvaceae. The coding region runs from base 1 to 492 and encodes 163 amino acids. The record is from RefSeq and is a predicted model, not a curated record. The transcript has 2 exons. Gene Ontology annotation, cellular component: nucleosome. Gene Ontology annotation, molecular function: structural constituent of chromatin; DNA binding; protein heterodimerization activity.
AUGAGGGAGAUUCCGGGGGAACUUGGAGAUCGCGAGGUUUUUCGGUGUGGAGCAGGGACGAGAGAACGAAGGAAAAUGACUUACCCUUUUCCAAACGAAACAACCAGGAAAUCAACAAGAGGGAAGGUGCCACGUAAGCAACUGGCAACCAAAGCCUCCAGGAAGUCUGCUCCGACCACUGGAGGAGUAAAGAAGCCACACCAUUUCAGGUUCGGGAUGGUAGCGUUGAAGGAGAUCGGGAAGAACCAGAAGAGUACGGAGCUGUUGAUCCGUAAGCUUCAAAUCCAGAGACUGGUGAGGGAGAUCGCUCAAGAUUUCAAGACGGAUCUGAGGUUCCAAAGCAGCGCCGUAGCGACUCUUCAAGAAGCUGCGGAGGCCUAUCUGGUGGGUCUCUUUGAAGACACCAACCUCUGUGCUAUUCAUGCCAAGAGAGUUACCAUUAUGCCCAAGGAUAUCCAGCUGGCAAGGAGGAUCAGGGGAGAGAGGGCUUGAUAAUGUAUAUCAAUA